GACGUCGCGCGAAGGGCACUGAUCUAAGGGCUGGGAGGACAUUCGGCCUCUGUGAGCCGCAGCCUUCCUAAGGAAGAGGUUGUGAUUUCGCCAUCUUAGGGAGAAGAUGUUCUCGUCCGUGGCGCACCUGGCGCGGGCGAACCCCUUCAACGCGCCCCACUUGCAGCUGGUGCAAGAUGGUUUCGCGGGCUCGCGCACCCCCGGCCCGGACGCGCUCCCCAGCCAGCCCCGCCGCUCCCGCACCCUGGCAGCCGCCGCAGUGGAAGAAUACAGUUGUGAAUAUGGCUCCAUGAAGUUUUAUGCACUGUGUGGCUUUGGUGGGGUAUUAAGUUGUGGUCUGACACACACUGCUGUCGUCCCCCUGGAUUUAGUGAAAUGCCGGAUGCAGGUGGACCCCCAAAAGUACAAAGGCAUAUUUAAUGGAUUCUCAGUUACACUUAAAGAGGAUGGUUUUCGUGGUUUGGCUAAAGGAUGGGCUCCGACCUUCAUUGGCUACUCCAUGCAGGGCCUCUGCAAAUUUGGUUUUUAUGAAGUCUUCAAAGUCUUGUAUAGCAACCUACUUGGAGAGGAGAACACCUACCUCUGGCGCACAUCGCUAUAUUUGGCUUCCUCUGCCAGUGCAGAAUUCUUCGCUGACAUUGCCCUGGCUCCCAUGGAAGCUGCUAAAGUUCGAAUUCAAACCCAGCCAGGUUAUGCCAACACUCUGAGGGAUGCAGUUCCCAAAAUGUACAAGGAAGAAGGUUUAAAUGCAUUCUAUAAGGGGGUUGCCCCCCUCUGGAUGAGACAGAUCCCAUACACCAUGAUGAAGUUCGCCUGCUUUGAACGUACUGUUGAGGCCUUGUACAAGUUUGUGGUUCCCAAACCCAGAAGUGAAUGUUCAAAGGGAGAACAGCUCGUUGUAACAUUUGUGGCUGGUUACAUAGCUGGAGUCUUCUGUGCAAUUGUUUCCCACCCUGCUGAUUCUGUGGUAUCUGUGUUGAAUAAAGAAAAAGGUAGCACUGCUUCUCAGGUCCUCCAGAGGCUUGGAUUUAGAGGUGUUUGGAAAGGACUCUUCGCCCGUAUCAUCAUGAUCGGCACCCUCACUGCCCUGCAGUGGUUCAUCUAUGACUCUGUGAAGGUCUACUUCAGGCUGCCUCGCCCUCCUCCACCUGAGAUGCCAGAGUCUCUGAAGAAGAAGCUCGGGCUAACCCAGUAGAUUGAUCAAAGCAAUGUGGACUGAAUCUGCUUGUUGAUCAGUGUUGGCAAAAGUGCAAAAGGAACUUUUAUAUAUUUGACAGUGUAGAAAAUUGUCUAUUCCUGAUAUCAUCACUGUAGCGCUCUUGCUUAAGGCAAGAGUUUCAAACUUAUUAUUGAAAUAAACCCAACUGCUCACGA
Condylura cristata (star-nosed mole) is the source of this 1374-nucleotide messenger RNA. It is a transcript of the gene SLC25A3, whose product is annotated as solute carrier family 25 (mitochondrial carrier; phosphate carrier), member 3. The coding region runs from base 107 to 1195 and encodes 362 amino acids. Lineage: Eukaryota; Metazoa; Chordata; Mammalia; Eulipotyphla; Talpidae. The transcript has 8 exons. Gene Ontology annotation, cellular component: mitochondrial inner membrane. Gene Ontology annotation, biological process: mitochondrial phosphate ion transmembrane transport. Gene Ontology annotation, molecular function: phosphate transmembrane transporter activity. The record is from RefSeq and is a predicted model, not a curated record.